CUGACGGACUAGACGCGUUUGUGUAUCAUCAUUUACGAGAGUGUAGUCGUGAUGUGAUUGUGUGUCGUUUAGCAUAUAGAAUACGGGUUUUGCAAGGUGCGAUGCAGCAAUGGUCGGCGUGCUGGAUCCACGCGGCGCUCGCUGUGAUGCUGUUGCCCGGAGCGAGGGCUCCAGCCCGUCCCUGUCCAAGGAACUCGCUCUGCUACUGUCGCGCGGACCACUUCGCCUGCAACUAUGUUCCGUUCCAUCGUUUCCCAGAAACAGAUCCAGAAGUAUGGCACGUGUCAGUGUCGCAAGCUCGCUUGGGUACCCUGGGUGAGGGUGCACUGGAUGGGAGACGGCUGCGGACCCUGGUGCUGGUAGCUUCACAUCUAUACCACAUAGAACCCGGAGCUUUUUCGUCAAUGACGUCAACAUUGGCAUCCUUGGAUUUAGGCAACAAUGAAUUCACAGAAAUCCCUAUCGAAGCUCUUCGAGAAUUAAAAGUGUUGAAUUGGCUCAAUUUGCAAAACAAUUACAUUAGCGAAUUAAAUUCGGAUUUUGAUUGGGGUUUCUUAUCCGAUUCUUUGAGCAGCUUAUCAUUAAGCAACAAUCAUCUGUAUAUCCUGAACGAAGGUUCAUUAUCGUCACUACAUCAGCUGGCCCAGCUCGAUCUUGACGGGAAUCGAUUACAUGCCGUUAACCCGAAUUCGCUGCCACAGUCAUUGGCAUUGCUUCGUCUGUCUGAUAACAUAUUGACAUACUUCCCAUGUCUAACGUUGGCUGGGUUACCACGUCUACUACACCUUCACCUCAGAAAUAACAUACUAAGACCUUCCUUAAACCACACGUGCAGGGGUGAACGCACCAAAAUAGAGUCAUUAGAUUUGAGUCACAAUGAGCUGGAUGAUCGUUUUGUCCUUAGUUUCCAGCACAGAUUACAGCUGAAGCAAUUAAUUUUGGACUUUAAUGAUUUUACGGCCAUCCCUCCCUUCGUUAUGGACAGCGGUCGGUUAGAGAAAUUAUCAAUUUCUUACAAUAAAUUAAGCUAUGUGUCAGAUGCGAUGAUCCAUGCAUUGAAAAGAGAUUUGGAAAGAUUGGAACUGGAUUACAAUGAAAUAGCUAUUCUAUCAGGUAGUGUUAAGGAGAUGGUGAGACUUAAGCAUUUGUCGCUAGCUUACAAUCACCUAGAAGAGAUCAAUGAUCUUCCUCCAAAUUUGUAUUCUUUGUCAUUGUCCGGGAAUUUCCUGUUGACUUUUCCAGUGGGCUUAAGUACUUUAAGUCCUGCGAGUCUGGCCUAUUUAGAUCUCGGAUAUAAUCAAAUAUCGGUCUUGUCCCCCGAAUCCUUCGGUGUGUGGUCGGAAGCACUCGUAACUCUAAAUCUCAAAGGGAAUAGGAUCACACAGCUCGUGGCGGGGUCCUUCCCUUUAACUUUGCCCUUAAGAGAACUUGUACUCAGCUUCAAUGACCUUUAUUACGUAGAUCCAAAUGCUUUCGCAAACCUAACGAUGUUGCAAGUGCUGGAACUAUCUUCGACUUUAUUCAGUGGAGAAUUUCCAGUGUCUUCGUAUUUCGAUAAUCUGACUUGGCUGAGUUUAGAUAACAAUAACGUUCAUUACGUCUCGUCCGGGGACCUCCAGAACUUUCCCUCACUACAAUAUCUCAAUUUAGAGUUCAAUAAGAUAACAGAGUUUCCUAGUGAAGUCACUCUAACGUCUGAUCGAUCGAACAGACUUAAAGAACUGAGACUAUCAUAUAAUUACAUAAGCAAGAUAAAUUCGGAAUUCCUCUCCGAUUUAGUGGAGUUGCAAAGUUUAGAUUUAUCGUAUAAUCGCGUGUACAAUAUUAGCGAGAACGGUUUCUCGAAUUUGCACAAUUUGGUUUAUUUGAGCUUGUCCGGGAACGCUGUGGAGUUCAUAGCGGAACGCGCGUUCCGACGCUUGCCCAAAUUAGAGGCGUUAGACAUGCACGAGAAUAAUUUACUCGUAUUCUCUACGGACUGUUUCGAAAAUGUUUCCAACGAUGAAACGAACUUUUCGGUAAACGUUAGCCGAAAUAGAAUAUCCGUGUUGACCGGCGGGCUGGCCGUUUCAAUAAAUACACUCGAUCUAUCCUUUAAUUUUUUAGAGAGCGUCUCACGACAUUUUUUCGACUCAAUCGGACCAGCCUUGCGACAGUUAAUUGUUUCGCACAACAGAUUAAUGCACCUCGAUAACAUUGCGUUUGGCUUCCUGCCAUCUCUAGAAGUAUUGAUGUUACACGAUAACAGUAUAAGUGCUAUUAAAAAGAAAUCCUUCGCUGAGAUGUCGUCGCUUCAAAUCCUGGAUCUCUCACGUAAUAAAAUCAGCCAAUUAGCUGUAGAGCAAUUUCAUAAUAUGCGACGCUUAAGGCAUCUGCGCUUGGCGCGAAAUGUCCUGCGAUCUUUGCCACGAGAUGUAUUUAAAAAUACCAUUCUCGAACAUUUAGACCUAAAUGACAAUCAUAUUGCAAUAUUUCCCAGUAGUGCUUUGGCUCAAGUCGGUUUCACUUUAAGAAGACUGGAACUAGCUCAAAACCACCUAGAAUAUCUCGACGCGGCGAUGUUCCACGCUAUCGCUUUUCUUCACGAGCUGACACUCGCUCGUAAUACUCUUACAGUACUUUCGGAUAACACAUUUGCUGGAUUAACCAGACUGCGACAGUUAGACUUAUCACAUAAUCCCGUCAAGACGAAUUUCAAGGAACUGUUUCACAACCUUCCUCGACUGCGCAAGUUGAUCCUCGCCGACGCCGGCCUUAAGAGUAUACCGCAUUUGCCACUUGCUAAUCUAACUGAACUGGAUCUGAGUGGUAACUUCAUGUCAUCGUUUCGGGAGCCUGAAGUGAGGCGAUUGAUGAACCUACGCGCGCUGAACUUGGCAAGAAAUAAAUUUACGUCAUUGCAACCAGCCAUGUGGGCGGCGUUACCGAAAUUGUGUAACCUUGACGUCUCACAGAACCCUAUAGUCCGAGUGACUCGUGGAUCAUUCGAAGGUCUCGAUCGCUUGCUACAUUUACGGAUGCCACAGCUAAGGCAGUUGGAGGUGGUAGAACCCCGAGCGUUCAGACCAUUAGUUUCUCUUAGGACUUUGGAUUUAGAAUCGCCCAUUGGAUCAGGUCGAGCAGAAGCAUCUCUUGCCGAUAUUUCUCUAUCAAUACCCACACUGGAAUCUCUUUCUGUUUUGGUCAGAGAAAGUGUUCUCGAUACCCAACUACAUGGGCUAAGAGCACCGAAAUUGCGGUCCCUUGAGGUGCACGGAGUGGCGUUGCGUCGUGUCUCUGCGCAUGCGUUUGUAUCUUUGGGCCAGCAGCGUGCCUUGACUCUACGAUUGCGUCGAACUAGCAUCACUGCACUCCCACCAGGUAUAGUGAAACCGGUGGCCCGUGUCCCACACUUAGCACUGGACUUCAGUGCUAACCAGUUAGUUACCUUUGGUCCGGCGACACUCUACCCAAACUUGACUGGUUGGAACCGUCUCGCAACAAAACUCCUCCCUGGAGGCCUCAUACUAUCAGAGAAUCCACUCCGUUGUGGUUGCUCUGUAUCGUGGGUGGGGGCUUGGUUGCGUCGUUGGACAGCUGAGGUUGGAGGCUGGUCAAGAGACGGUCGUGAUGCAGCACGACGUAGCGCGUGCAUGAUAUCCGGGACAUUAGUUCCACUCCUGUCUCUGGAGGCAGAUGAGGCGGAGUGCCAUGCCAGUGCACUCUCAAGCAGAGCAUUAACACAUCGUCCACACACAAUGAGAUCAUUUCAAUGGAUCGUGUUGCUAUAUGCUCUGAGUUAGUGAAAACAAUCUACUGUGUGGUGGUUAAAAAUCCUUUACGGCUUAAUCACGCAUUUCUCUAUUUAUCCAUUAAAAUU
Bombyx mandarina (wild silkworm) is the source of this 3859-nucleotide messenger RNA. RefSeq lists its product as uncharacterized. Lineage: Eukaryota; Metazoa; Arthropoda; Insecta; Lepidoptera; Bombycidae. Gene Ontology annotation, molecular function: protein binding. The record is from RefSeq and is a predicted model, not a curated record.